GAGUACGAUGCAUAAUAUAUAAACAAGAGUUCACAUCGACGAUAAAACAUUGUAGGAAUCUGAGUGUCUACUAGGAAAUAAACGUAAAGUUUAACUUGGAGUUAUAUAUCUCAUCAUCGCCAGCCAACUUUUGUCCAACUGUAACUUUAGUGAGGACUUUCUUCUACAUUUAACUGCAACGAUGUUCCACCUGCUCCUACUGUCGGCGAUCAUAGGAGGCAUUGAGGCAGCACCAGUGGCGCCUUCCCCCUGCACCCUCAGCAACGUGUUCUCAUAUACACAAACCGGAACUGUAACCUUCAUGGCAAGCGGAUCUUUCAAUAUUGUAGACCAAAAGCAACUGAUUGAUUAUGACUACACCAGGAAACUACAAAGGGUUAUCGUGGAAGCAGAGACAAAAGAUGUCUUGCGCAUCAUCUACAUGGACUUCGCUAAUAAAAUGGAGUACACUCAACAAGGGAUAAAUGGAACAUGUCGAGGGGUGGCGAAUAAUGCAACCAUGCAACCGCCCACUAUUCUGGGGACCGCCACAGUGGGGCCAAAAAUGGUAGUGGGUAAGGAUCAGAAAUCCCUCGUUAUUCAAUAUUACACGUACAUGUGGGAAGGCAUGCGGUAUUCAGUCGGAGUGAAUGACGACUGCAUACUGGUCACCGUAGAACUCAGGCAGAGUGUCCCCGGAGGAUUCGCCAACCUUAUUGACUUUGUUAUCUCUGAUUGGAAGAAUGAACUUAGGACACCAACAGCCGUUGAUAUUCCCGCCAAAUGCAAGGUAAUUGUGACAACGAUAUUUAUAUUAUUUUCAGUUAUUAUUUUUUAAAUUUAUAUAAGCUCUAGAAUGAAGACAGUUACAGCUAACAACAAUAAGACUUGGAAAGGUAUUCUGGGUAAAAACAUGUUUCUUCAAGAGCUAUAUUAACUGUUUGGUACCUACUUUUAAUACAUAGAAAUGCUCCUUGAAUUAUUGAUGACAUAGACCGUGGCUCUUGGAUUCCAAGUUAACGCGA
Molecule: messenger RNA, 1004 nt
Organism: Mya arenaria
Lineage: Eukaryota; Metazoa; Mollusca; Bivalvia; Myida; Myidae
Exons: 5
Coding region: 182-817 (211 amino acids)
Source: RefSeq, a predicted model, not a curated record